GAAAGAAGACUAGAGUAUCCUUUGAUUUAACGUUCACUUUCCCUCAUUUAUAUAUUGCGAAUGAAUUUUCCUCACUUUUCUCUCUUUCUUCUUCCCUCGCUUGUAGCCGCCGUGCGAACACUCUCACAGUCUCCACCAUUUUUCUCUGGUUUGUGAUCUUGUUGAAUUGGAACACCAAAACAUGCAAGUUUGAUUCAAGAAUUUCGGAUUUUUUGGGUGUUUUGUUUAUAAUUGUUGUGAUUUUGGGGUAGAAAGUGAUGCAAUUAUUGUAAGAAUCAUAAUCAUAAUGAGUGUCCUAGCUCGGGAGAAAUCGAGGGGUUUUGUGAGGAUGCCGAGUAAGAGUUUGAGGUGUAUGAGCUAUGAGGAUACUCUGCGUGAAAUGGAGGCUUUUUUGGAUGGGAAACUUGAGAAUCCGCAAACUAGUCGUGGCGAAGUUUAUGCCGAUAUUACUGAACCUAUGAACUCGAAUGCCGCCGUCAGGCUGCCUGAUAGUGAGGAUCCUGAUGCUACUGAGAAUUCUAGUUCUUUUGGUGAUACUACUUCGAGAAGUGACAAUGUUUCGGGAACUAGUGAUGCUGAGGUGGAGUCGGAGUUUCGUGUUGAUACUGGUUUCGCUGAUACAUUGGACAGUUAUACUAAUGUUUUCCCCAUGAGGAAAAGAAAGUUGACACUUCAUUGGAGGAAUUUUGUACGCCCAAUUAUGUGGAGGUGCAAAUGGGCCGAACUAAGGAUAAAAGAGUUGGAGUCUCAAGCCUUAAAAUACUCCCGUGAGCUAGAAGCAAAUGAACAAACAAAAAUGUUGGAACUUCAUCAAUAUACAUCAGACUUUUGUUCAAGAUCGUUUCCAUUUUUCAACCAUUCAGACAAGAAGAAACCCAUGAAAAGAAGAAAACGGAAACUUGUGGAGAAUGUGACUGAUAUCUCAUCUUAUAUGUCUCAUCACCAGCUUUUCUCAUAUUUAGAAAAUAAGAAGUCUGAUCAAGAUGGUAUAUCAGCUGCUGACGACGAUGUUAAUCUAGAUGUAUGUCCUAAGAAUGAAGAAUUCAGCAUGGAUGAUGAUUGGUUAAAAGAUGGGGAGGAUUCCAUAGAACAGAUUCUCCGACAGAUUGAAACAGUGCAAUCUAAAGUUCAGAGGCUUAGAACCCAUUUUGAUACGGUGAUGUUAAAAAAUGGUGUGAAAUUCUCCUCUUCAGAAAACCUAAGUCUUCUUGCACCUUACGAUGCUCAGACAAGUGCUGCACAAAGCCCUGCUUUCUCCGCUGGCGAUGGAGACAAUUUGUCUAUUGGGGGCAUUGAAAUCCCUCAUGACAUAACAGACUUUGAAAUUGGUGGUCUGGACUUGCCUGAGAGUUUGGUCUCUGAUUAUGGAGAUGGUACUCAGAUUCCUGAUAUUAUAGAAAGCACAGUAGGGUUACUUUCUGCAGCAAAUGUUACUAUACAUCAGCAGCCACAGAUAUUAGAGUCAGGUGAAAAUCAGAUUUUGGAUGAUACGCAUAUACAGAACAGAGCAAUGCAAGAUGGGCACGUGUCUUCUGGAGUUAUUGACCAAUCGAUAGACGAGUAUAAUAAUCUAGAAAAUAAAGAGCAGCAUAUUUCAAGUCUCGGAGCUGGCAAUGGAUUAGCGCCUGAUUCCGGGACUGUAGAUGCUGUGAUUCAGGAAAAAACAACAUUAAAGUCUUGUUUGACUUCUAAGAUUAAGAGAAAGCGGGGUGAGCGCAAGGCUGGACCUGGAGGUUGGAGUCUGAGAUCUGCAGUGUCCUUUUUGAGCGAGUAGUCCUCGUUUACAGCUCCAAGCAAUAUGCAACAGCAGCUAAUCUGUAUAAAUUUUGCCUGUUGGUGAGCUUACCUAUUGCAUAUCAUCUCUGUACUCUGCUGGUGAUAAUGGCGAAAAAGCUGUUUGAUAGUCUAGGCUUGACUUUGUAGUUUAUAUCCAUAAUUUAGUGGCCAGUCAUUGAUUAAAGGCCUUGAAGCUCUUAACAUGAGAAUUUUGAAUUAGACACAAGAAGAGGAUGGCAUCCUGAAUAUGUCUUGGCGUCGUGCUCAUUGGUAAAAAGCGUAUACUUGAUUUUAAGAUGCUUGGAAAAAAGCUGUCACCUUUUCUAAGAAAAGUAAUGGUUUAAUUUCUCAAUAUGCCACCACAUGAAUCAAGCCUAAAAUGGUCUCUAUUGCAAGCCAGUCUCUGCUAGUAGAGAUAUCGAUCUCGAUUGAUUUGCUUAAUUGGGAGGGAGAGUGGUUUGAAAUAUGCACCUGAGAGCUGAGGUGCAUAUUAAUUGUAGAGGAGCAUGUAUAAAUUUACUGAUGAUUUGCGCUCAAUCUUCCCCUGUUUAAACAUUCUUAAGAAAAAUUUUGAACUAUUAAAUAUAUUAACUGUAGAGGAGCAUGUCACAAGCAUGUGUCACGUGGUUAGAGAUUACAGCUCCCUUUGUAGAUCUUUUGUGCUUUCACCUUUUGAGGCCCAUUGGGCCAUUAAAAUUUUACUCCUCUCAUUUCUCUUUC
Messenger RNA from Chenopodium quinoa (quinoa), 2496 nucleotides. RefSeq lists its product as uncharacterized. The record is from RefSeq and is a predicted model, not a curated record. The transcript is spliced from 7 exons. The coding region runs from base 287 to 1774 and encodes 495 amino acids. NCBI's taxonomy places the organism in Eukaryota, Viridiplantae, Streptophyta, Magnoliopsida, Caryophyllales, Amaranthaceae.